GAUAGCAAAAACAUGUUUCUGCUUUCUGCAUAGAUCCAUCCACCAUCCAACCAUCCAUCCGUCCAGAUGAGUGAUCAUCCUCCUCCGUAUCGUCCGUUCUUCCCAGACGAUUCGUCUCCCUCCAUGUUUCCUCCAGCUUUUUACUCCCCGCCCACCGCCUUCCCCGGCUCCGCCUAUCAGACUUUCCCUCAGACCAUUCUCCAACCAGRACCCGCUGCACAGCAGGAGGCCUCUGUGAUGUCACCUGGUUACUACGGCAACAAACACCAGGCCUCCCAUCCAGCGAAGCCAACAGUUCUGCUGAUGGAUCCUCGGACCAAUCAGCAGCCGGGCGGUGUCGGGUCGUACCUGGCCGCAUGUUGUGCUGCACUGUGCUGCUGCUGCCUGUGGGACCUGCUGCACCGCUGACCAUCAUCACCUUCAUCAUCAUCCUCAGCAGUGACCAUGUGACCGUCUGGUCUGCUGACACCAGGAAUAUCCGACAUGUUUGGGUUUAAAUCGACGUUAUUCUCUAUGAAGGUUCAGAGGAAAAUCCCGCUGUCUGAUUGGACGGCGAGUAGAAACAAACAUGGAGGAUGAUAACAUCAUGUGAAAACAUUUUCUAACCACUCUGCUGGUGUCUCUUUAAUUAUUGAUCUUAUUGAAUAUCAGAUUGGUCACAGCUGAUCUAUAAAGUGAUUGAUAGGUAACUUUGUAUUAUAACAUUUUGACAGUUUUUCUCUGUUUCCUUUUUUUUUCUAAAGAAAACAUGUUUUCUCUUAUGCAGCUGCARUUUUGUUUAUUCAAUUCCAGUUUAUUGUACCAAACAUCUCAGCAAUACGGCAGGUCAAAGUGUUUUACAUGAUAAAAACAUGAGAUAAUAAACUUUUUGAUUAAGAAUAUAGAAUGAACAAGUAGCCAGUACAGCAUUUUUAUCAAUGCCAUCAUAAAACCAUCAAUCAUU
Poecilia reticulata (guppy) is the source of this 943-nucleotide messenger RNA. The record is from RefSeq and is a predicted model, not a curated record. NCBI's taxonomy places the organism in Eukaryota, Metazoa, Chordata, Actinopteri, Cyprinodontiformes, Poeciliidae.